Molecule: messenger RNA, 4852 nt
Organism: Diachasmimorpha longicaudata
Lineage: Eukaryota; Metazoa; Arthropoda; Insecta; Hymenoptera; Braconidae
Gene: Khc
Product: kinesin heavy chain
Exons: 4
Coding region: 218-3136 (972 amino acids)
Biological process (GO): microtubule-based movement; mitotic cell cycle
Cellular component (GO): microtubule
Molecular function (GO): microtubule binding; microtubule motor activity; ATP binding
Source: RefSeq, a predicted model, not a curated record
GCGAUUGGUAAUAGUGAGAAUCGACUGUCGGCCAUCUUGGUGUUGAAUACGGGUCGUGGUCUGACAGUACUUUUGUUCAUGCCUCCGUUUAUUUGAAUCGUUCCCUUGCCUAUGAUAUUUGAAAGAGAAUCAGCGAGUCACGAGGACGAGGUUCUCCCUGGAUCGUCGUGGAAUUUACUAUCAAUUGGUUGAGUUGAACGGAAUUGAAUAAGGAAAAAUGGAUACGCCGAGGGAACGUGAGAUCGCCGCUGAGGACAGCAUCAAGGUGGUCUGUAGAUUUCGGCCACUGAACGACUCUGAGGAGAAGGCUGGAUCGAAAUUUGUCGUUAAAUUUCCAUCCGGAGGGGAUGAAAAUUGUAUUUCCAUUGGGGGGAAAGUUUAUUUGUUCGACAAAGUAUUUAAACCAAAUGCAACGCAAGACAAAGUCUACAAUGAAGCUGCUAAAUCAAUUGUUACCGACGUGCUGGCAGGUUACAACGGUACAAUAUUCGCCUAUGGACAGACAUCUUCAGGUAAAACGCACACAAUGGAGGGGGUCAUUGGUGAUCCGAACAAGCAGGGAAUCAUCCCGCGAAUCGUCAAUGACAUUUUCAAUCACAUUUACGGAAUGGAAGAAAAUCUCGAGUUCCACAUAAAAGUUUCCUACUUCGAGAUUUAUAUGGACAAAAUCAGAGAUCUGCUGGACGUAUCCAAAGUGAACUUGAGUGUUCACGAGGACAAGAAUCGAGUCCCAUUCGUUAAAGGUGCAACUGAGCGGUUCGUAUCUAGUCCCGAGGAAGUAUUCGAAGUAAUCGAGGAAGGAAAGUCAAACCGUCACAUAGCAGUUACGAAUAUGAAUGAGCACAGUUCUCGUUCGCACUCAGUAUUUCUCAUCAACGUGAAGCAGGAGAAUCUGGAGAACCAGAAGAAAUUGUCUGGCAAACUGUACCUGGUCGAUUUGGCUGGUUCGGAGAAAGUAUCCAAGACUGGUGCUGAGGGAACGGUUCUGGAUGAGGCGAAGAAUAUUAAUAAAUCCCUAUCAGCCCUGGGUAAUGUCAUUUCAGCCCUAGCAGACGGUAAUAAAACACACAUACCGUAUCGUGACUCGAAAUUGACGAGAAUUCUCCAGGAAUCGUUGGGUGGUAACGCAAGAACGACAAUUAUCAUCUGCUGUUCACCAGCGAGCUUCAACGAGUCCGAGACAAAAUCCACCCUGGACUUUGGCAAGCGCGCGAAGACGAUCAAGAAUGUCGUCUGCGUGAACGAGGAAUUGACGGCCGAAGAGUGGAAGCGACGAUACGAACGUGAGAAGGAGAAAGCUGCGAGGCUGAAGGGAAAAGUCGAGAAGUUGGAGUACGAAUUGUCACGUUGGAGACAAGGAGAGACUGUCAAACUAGAGGAGCAGGUUAACCUGGUGGAGGGACCAGACGUCAUUACACCAAUUCCAAUCGAAGGCAAAGUCGAGUCAAAGGUUCCAGAUGGACCUAUUCCAGCUAUACCCGGUGGUGGUCUCAUGGCUGGAUCACUGUCCAACGAGGAGAGGCAGAAACUAGAGGAGGAGAGGGAGCGGCUAUUCCAGCAACUCGACGACAAGGACGAAGAGAUCAACCAGCAGAGCCAGUACCUCGAGAAACUCAAAGAACAAUUGGAAGAACAGGAGGAACUUAUCGCCAGUGCUCGCAGGGAUUAUGAACAGCUCCAACAGGAAAUGAGUACCAUCAAUCAGGAGACUGAGAGUGCUAAGGAAGAGGUUAAGGAGGUGCUCCAAGCGCUCGAGGAAUUAGCAGUUAAUUAUGAUCAAAAGUCACAGGAAGUUGAAAUAAAGAAUAAGGAGCACGAGGCACUUACUGAGGAGCUGCUUGCUAAACAGACUGCGCUCAAUUCUACGAUUUCUGAGCUCCAGCAGCUACGGGAUAUGUCUACUCACCAGCGUAAACGUACUGCGGAGAUGUUGACCAAUCUUUUAAAGGAUCUGGGAGAGAUUGGGGUCACUAUCGGAGGAGACGAAAAUCUUAAAUGCCAGAUUACGCCUGAUUCGAAUGGAAAACUUGAUGAGGAGUUCACAGUGGCUAGAUUCUACAUUAGUAAAAUGAAGUCCGAAGUCAAGAAUUUGGUGCAACGUUGCCAGGGAUUGGAAACGUUCCAGGUGGACUGCAAUAAAAAGAUAUCAGAGUAUGAGAAAGAAUUGGGCGAGUGUCGACUAUUGAUCUCUCAGCAUGAGGCACGCAUGCAGACUCUAACCGAGUCGAUCAAGGAAGCCGACACCAGGAAACGUCAACUCGAGGAAGAUGUCGAUGCAAUGCGGGAAGAGUGCGCCAAAUUGAAAGCUGCUGAGCAGGUCCAGGCUGUCAGUAACAAAGAGAAGGCAGAGGAGAAGGAGGCAGCGACAAAGAUGCGUGUAGCCCUUGAGGAGCAGAUGGAUCAGUUGCGUGAUGUUCACCAGAGACAGGUUGCCGCCCUCAGAGACGAAAUUUCCGAGAAGCAGGAGACAAUAAGUGAACUCAAGGAUCUCAACCAGAAAUUCACACUUGCCCACCAGCAAAUGCAGGCUGACUAUGAACGAUUGAAGCAGGAGGAAGCUGAGAAAUCCAUGAAACUUCAGGAGCUCAUAAUGGUGAAUGAACGUCGUGAACAGGCGCGAAAGGAUCUCAAGGGAUUGGAAGACACUGUUGCCAAAGAACUUCAGACACUGCACAAUCUCCGCAAAUUAUUUGUCCAGGAUCUCCAGGUGAGAAUGAAGAAGACUGCAAAUGCUGAGGACAAUGAGGACGACGGUGGCUCAUUGGCGCAGAAACAAAAGAUUUCAUUUCUCGAGAAUAAUCUUGAUCAGCUUACCAAGGUUCACAAACAACUUGUUAGAGAUAAUGCCGAUCUGCGGUGUGAAUUACCUAAACUUGAGAAGAGGUUGAGGGCAACUGUUGAGCGUGUGAAAGCUCUUGAGAUUGCACUGCGCGAUGCCAAAGAGGGUGCAAUGAGAGAUCGUAAACGUUACCAGUAUGAAGUGGAUAGGAUUAAGGAGGCUGUUCGCCAGAAGAACUUGUCACGACGUGGACCCAGUGCCCAAAUUGCCAAACCAAUUCGAGCUGGACAACACCAUGGUGGAGGUAUCAAUGUUAUUAGGACUGGGAAUCGAGAUGUGGAAUCUCCCCGGUCGUGAGCGUAAAUCGAACAAAAAAAAAUUCUUCACUUUUACAGAGAACGAACGCAAGAUGGCAUUCGCCGAUGAGAAAAAAUGGAUUCCAGAGCCGGACAUAAUUUUCAAUUCUUACACAUAAAUGAUUGAGGUAAAAGAAAAAAAAACAUUAUAUAUGAAUAAGGGUUAUAGAAGUACUACUACUAUUCGCAGCGAGCACCAUCCGUUUCUUUCAUUCAACAGAGCAAAACUUAAAGAAAAAAAGUAAAGUAAGAAAAACGAGAAAAAAUGAAAAAAUAAUAAGCAUGUGCUUAGUACUGGCUAAGAUUAUAUAACAUUAAGUUUACAAUGUAAUACUGCAUGUCUUAUCGAUUUGUAAAUAGUUGAUUUUUAUAAAUUAUUUAAUUUAAAGGAAAUGAAGUAACAUGUGCGCGAUUAUUUGAGAUGAAAAAAAAACACGAUCGAUUUAUGCUAUAUGGAUAUUGUAAUUCAUGAUCAAGACAACGCAUUACGUUCAGAACGCUUUCUAAUUGUGCACUCACUUUUAUCGUUGAUUGAUAAUGAUUAAUUAUCACAUGGCGAUCCAAUACCCGAGACACACAUGAGAGUAAUUACUCUUAUUACGUAUUUGGUUGCCGGAUUGGUUCCACAAUGAUGAAAAAAGAUGAAAUAAUUGACAAACAAACUCUGGCCUAAACGCAAUCAUCGUUCGCUCUAGUUUAACAAUUGCCAGAGUUGAAAUAAUAAGAUUACAAUGUAAUAGUAUUUCACGUGCAGUUGAGUGCGAGUGGGCAUACAGUUGCUGAAUUAUGAAAAUGAUUGUGGCUUAUGUGUAUUCCAAGUUGCAAAAAAUGUCAAUGAAAAAGACUCCUUAUUCUUUUGCUUAUUGAUAAUUUAUUGGAUGAUUGGUGACUGCCCUUGAAGAUAGUUUCGAUGCUGUAAAUCGAUUGGGAGAACUCGCUUAAUGCCGGUUAAGUGUUCAAGUCUCUCCGUUGUGAUUUUUAGAUUCAGCAAUUGAAACUGUCUUUCCUCGGGCAUUUACUUCUCUACGAUAAUGUCAGUUUUUGUCUUUACUGGCUUAUAACUUUAAAUUUUUAUCAUUCAAGGAAAAUAAAAUGUGAAACAUGAGCAACACAUCUCGAAUGUUUCACUCAAAUAUUUAUUUAUAUGAUAUUUUGUAUGAAACUUUAAUGGUAUACACAAUUGAAUUAAAAAAAAUUCAUGGCGAAAUCUUUGAACAAAAUUUUUUCUCAUCUCCGAUUCAUUCAGAGAUUAUCAAUUAUCGAAAAUGCUUGAAAUAUUUGUUUUCCCAUCAUUGUCAUUGCCAAUUAUAUUUAUUAAAAAUGGAAUGUCUUGUCAAUUUUGGUGCAACGAUUGUGCAUAACGGCGUUGAAAGCGGACAUAAUGAGAAUUGUUAUUCUAAUGUUUCCACGAUUACUGAGCUUAAAAAAGAGAAUGAUUAAAAGUGCUUUAGUUAUUUAAAAUUUUCGGCUGCUGUAUUUAUAUUAUUUGUAAAUUACGAGGCAAACGUAAUUGACAUGACUACCAUUGAGGCAAUAUGGUAUAGUAUGUUGUGAUCGAUCAUUCGUAAAAAAAAAAAUAAGAAGAAAUCUGUGACACGAGCCUGGAAUGCUCGACAGGCGAGCUUGCAAUUCUAGGUAGGAAAUAUUAAUAAUGUAUUGAUUUUGCAAACUAUUUUGUUGUCCCUACGUUGAUUAAUAAUCCUAAUUUUUUUUAUGA